Molecule: messenger RNA, 1557 nt
Organism: Prunus armeniaca (apricot)
Lineage: Eukaryota; Viridiplantae; Streptophyta; Magnoliopsida; Rosales; Rosaceae
Source: the annotation of a GenBank genome assembly
AUGAAAAGGUUCAGGUACUUCUCCAACUCUCACAAUCUUGACACCCUAUUAUCACAAUCCAGACCAUCAUUUCAUGCUCCCAUUUUUCUUCCCAAAACCCUAGCCUCGCAUGGGCACUCUUCUGGUAAUUUCUUGAAUUCAAAUCAGUUUCACACGAAAUCUGCUUGCUAUUCAGUGAGUUCCUUGAUUUCCUCAAUCGGUUCUUCCGCAGUUUGUACUUCAGCAGCCCCAUCUUCUCAAAAGUUGCAAUCUUUACAUUUGUACACGAGUGGUGUUGAUAAGGGUCUGUUCGUGAAUCUUUACUUGCUUAAAGAUCAAUAUCAUGGACGCUUUCAGGCAUUUUCAACUGCGCCUUCGGAUGCGUUCAAGCCUCCCUCGCUACCAGGAGAUUCAGGUUCUGAUGAGAAUCAUGGGUUGGGGAAAGUGGUUAUUGAUGGGAUUGGACCGACUUCGAAGCAAGUUUUGGAAAUUGUUGGUAUGAUUAGAAGGGGUGAGAAUGAUUUGGCGUCCAAGUUGAAUUCGAUGAAUGUAAGUCUAUCUAUUGCCUCCAUUGCUCAGAUUUUUCAGGUGUUGAAUUCCAAAAAAGUAUCUGCUUUGUGUUUAUUUGAUUUGAUUAAGAAUUCACAGCCCAUUAGUUGUUAUGGAAAUGAUAUUUGUAGCUUGGUUAUUGAUAAUUGUGGGCGGUUAGAUGAUUACCAUGCAAUGCUUCACAUUAUGAAUGACUUUCGAUCGGAGGGAAUUUGUCUCACGCGGAAUGCAUUUGAGUUUAUAUCUGUUUCGUCGUCAAAGAAGGCUUCUGUUAUCAAAGUGGUAGAGGUAUUGAAUGAAGUUGGUGGAUCGUGUCGAUCCGUUGGUUUGCUCUCUUUGAUUGAGAUGCUCAGUGUCAAGGGUUCAUUUAAAAUGGCCGAGUUUGUGAUGAAAAUAACGGAGAGGAAGAGAUCUUAUUACAAUAUCAUGAUAAGAGAAAGUUGUCGGAGAAGAAAUUUUGGCAGAGCUAUUGAUAUGCUUGAUGAGAUGAGGCAAGUCGGUUGUGACCCAGAUUCCAAAACUUACAACUAUAUACUCGGUAGCUUAUAUAAGAACUACAAAUCUGCCGAAGCUACUAAACUGUUUGAACAAAUGUUAGAAAUGAAUUGUUCUCCUGAUGAAAUAACCUACGAAAUACUGAUUUGUUACUCAUGUAAAGUUGGAAAUUUUGAUUUUGCACACAAGUUACUUGAUAGUAUGGUAUUGAAGGGCAUUAAACCUCGACUUACAUCGCAUGCAGCCUUUGUCAAGGGUUAUUUUAACUUGCGGAGAUAUAAAGAAGCAUAUGAGCAUGUUGUUGAUUCAAGUGUUAAAUACAGUUGCUUUAGCAAUUCAGUUUACAGUUUGCUUGCAAGGCUUUAUAUGAAUGAAGGAAAUGUAGUCAUCGCCCAAAAUAUUCUGAUUGACAUGAUUAAUAAGGGUCUGAAACCGGAUUUUGCAGUGUAUACGAAAGUUUUGAAAGAGCUCUCCAAGACAGGCAGAACAGGCUUGGCUGAAGAUUUGAGUAGCAGGUUCUGUAGUCUAGCAUGA